Panicum virgatum (switchgrass) is the source of this 696-nucleotide messenger RNA. RefSeq lists its product as uncharacterized. Bases 37 to 429 code for a protein of 130 amino acids. Lineage: Eukaryota; Viridiplantae; Streptophyta; Magnoliopsida; Poales; Poaceae. The transcript has 3 exons. The record is from RefSeq and is a predicted model, not a curated record.
ACUGGGCCCCGUCUGUCAUCUCCUCCUUUCCUCUCGAUGCUCCCAGACCGCUGCUUGCUCAAGUCGUCCACAGCUCUCGCGCUCUCUCUAUCCCUCGCUUCUCUCUCGCGCGCGCCCCGCCAUGGCCGCCGCGGCCACGAGCCGAGCUCGCCGCCGACGCCCAGAACCACCUGCGGCCACGAGCAGAGCCACCACCACCGCCGGCCUAAUCUCGAGCUGAGCCAGUGCUUAGGCCCUUUCUUCUCUUUUUUGUUCCGUUUCAUCUUCUUCCUCACCGUUGGGGGAUUUCGAUUCACCCUCUCCGGCUUCCCGGCGAGCACCUCCACCCGUCAUUGUCUCUGCUCGCUGUGGCGCCUCCCUGUUGCGCCGCUCCUUCGUCUGAGCUUUGGGUGCGCCGGAAGUGGUGUACGGCCACUUCUACCCCGUUGAUCCAAGUGCGGGAGAGGAGUAGGUCGUUGUGGCUGUAAUGAUGUCCUUGAGCAAGGCAUCAUUAUCUUAGUAUGUCUUUAUCGUAAUCAAGUUUCGUGAGAGCAUGUAAAUUCAAUAAACUUUAAAUUUCGGUUUAAUAUGUCUUUCGUGAGCCCAAGACUUAUAAAGGAAGUUUGAACCCACCUAUAUCGAACUUGUGAUGUUAAAUGUGUAAAACUGCUCUUUAUGGAUUUUUGGCGAUGUAUUCGAUUGUAAACGGUAUGUGUA